AUGGCUCAGGACUCAAGAUCUGCCAGUGCUGAGGAAAAUGAAUUGGACCUGCUGAAACGAAAAAUACGAAAGGUCGAGAAACUUCUGCAACAAGAUGACAACGGCCAAACAACCGAGGCGGCUCGCAGUCUUUCAAGAAAGCUAGCUUCCUACCAAAAGAGGCUUCCAGCAGCGGAAAUGGCGGCCACGGAAUCGAAGCAAAAACGAUUGAGACGAUUGUCUGGGAAUAGUAAAAAUUCGAGACGGAGCACAGCCCAAGCGUCAGCAGCCAAGGAAGCCAUGGCAAAGUUAUUGACCGAUGAGGGUAAAGAACGAGUAGAAACCGAGGCAGCAGCGGCGAAAAAAGCUAAAGAAAAGCGAUUAGCUCAAGAGACUGAAGCCGAUGCAGCAGCAAAGGAAGCCGAAGCAAAGCGAUUAGCAGAAGAGGCCAAGAAACGACGAGAAGAAGAAGCUGCAGCGGAAGCAGCAAAAAAGGCUGAUGCUGACGCGAAGAAAGCCGAAGCAAAGCUAUUGAUAGAAGAGGCCAAGAAACGGCAACAACAAGAAGCAGAAACAGUGAAAAGGGCUGCAUCUGUAGACCACGACAAUAACACCACUGAUGACGAUGACGAUGACCAUGGGGAAACAACGAGGAAGAAAGGGAAGAAGAAGAAACGGGCAUCAUCUGUAGCUGGAAAGAACAAGAAGGAAAAAGGAAAGAAGGAAAAGAUAAAAAAGAAGAAGAAGAAGAAGAAAGAUGCUGAUGGGGCUUCGGGAUCGUCCGAUGAUGACGAUGUAACUGCACAAACGGAACCAAUGGGAACUUCAGAAUCAUCGGCUGUUGUGGAAGAAGAGGACAAAAAAGAAACCACAAAGAAGAAGCGAAAGUCGCGAUCACUUUCUGCGUCCAGGCGAGCCUCUUUAGCAAAACCAGACAAGAAAAAGUCAAAUUCCCUGGCAACGUCCAACCGAAGUACAGCCUCGGCACCAGCAAAAACAAAAGAUGACGACGAUGAUAAAGAAGAGAAGCCGGUAAGACGGAUGAUGAAACGGAGCAACUCCGCAGAUCCAAUAAAACGAAAGUCAGAAUCCAAAACACCCAAGCGAAAUUCCAUUGCCAAAAUACCCAAACGGAAAUCAACAUCCAAGACGCCAAAGCGAGACUCUAUAUCCAAAACGCCAAAACGAGAUUCCAUAUCCAAAACACCCAAACGGAAAUCAGCAGCCAAACCGCCAAAAGAAGAGGACUCGGAAAUCGAAUCACCAACAUCGCCCAAAAAAGCGAGUUCAGCAUCCAAAUUACCCAAGCGAGGCUCGGUAGCAAAGAAACCGAGACGGAAAUCUGAAACCAAACCACCAAAACGAAACUCGGAAGCGAAAAAAACAAGGCGAAAAAUCAAGUUGGAGAAAAAUAAGCCAAGUUCUUCGUCUUCCAUAGGAGCGGAAACAGCAAAGUUUCUGAAGAAAAUGCCAGUGCCACCGAAAGAAGCAAUGAUACGAGCAAUGUAUCGCAAGGCUUCGGCUCCAGCAAUAGAAGUCGAAGACGAUGAGAGUGAGUCAGGGUCAGAGUCGUCUUCCAAUUUGGAGGAAACAGUAAUCCAGUCAAGGAUGAAUUUGAUGAUACCGCUGCCCAAAAAACCACCACAAGAGGAAAAGGAACCGGACUACCUCGACGAAGACUUUGUGCCAAAGACAUUCGAAGAACACAAGGCGAUGGUGCUUGCAAGGGCAAAACGGGAUGCCGAAAACGAAGAAACACAGCAUAGACGACGUGUGGAAGCGGCAAAACUGCAGGCCAAGGCCGAACUGGAACUGCAAAAGGCAGAGACGCUGGCGAGACUGCGAAAGCAACGGCAAGAACGAGAACAGAAGGAACAGAUGAAAGCAAAAAUGAGAACCAAGUCUUUCGACGAAGACAAUGAAGCAUUCUUUGUGGAUAUCAAGAAUAUGAAUGACCAGCUAAUGCAGAGAGCUCAAGAAUUCAAAGAAUCCUUGGAAGAACAAGAGAGAAAAGGAAUGAUCAUGUUGCGGCCACGGGGGUCCAUGGAGAAAGGUAGCAACCACACUCCGAACAGACGACCGCCCCCGCCAAAUCGCAACAACUCGCUUUCAUCCUCCAGCAGCUCAGACUCGGACUCGAGUUGA
Molecule: messenger RNA, 2124 nt
Organism: Cylindrotheca closterium
Lineage: Eukaryota; Bacillariophyta; Bacillariophyceae; Bacillariales; Bacillariaceae
Source: the annotation of a GenBank genome assembly